Molecule: messenger RNA, 6992 nt
Organism: Lineus longissimus
Lineage: Eukaryota; Metazoa; Nemertea; Pilidiophora; Heteronemertea; Lineidae
Exons: 21
Coding region: 72-6380 (2102 amino acids)
Biological process (GO): replication fork processing; DNA repair
Molecular function (GO): zinc ion binding; ATP binding; endonuclease activity
Source: RefSeq, a predicted model, not a curated record
UCGUUUCAAAGUGCGAGUGUCAUUGGCAUGAUUUUCUCACCUUUUUACCCAUCAAACUUCGGCAAAAACUUAUGCCUUUUCAACGUGAAGGCAUAAAAUAUGCUACAGAUAAAAGUGGGAGAUGUCUUCUGGCAGACGAGAUGGGACUUGGUAAGACAUUACAAGCCAUUUGUAUUGCCUAUUACUAUAAGUCGGAGUGGCCUCUGCUGAUUGUUGUGCCAUCAUCCAUGAAGUUUAUAUGGAUCGAAGAAAUAGAAAAAUGGCUGCCAGAGAUCAUGCCCCAUGACAUCAACUUACUGCUGAACACAAGCGAUCUCAGUGAUAUACCACAUGCAUUGAUCACGAUUGUCACAUAUGGGCUAGUGAGGAGCUCGCAUGCACAUGUCCUGAUUGAAGCCCUCUUCAAUCAAAAUUUCAAGGUUGUAGUCCUUGAUGAAUCACAUUAUAUCAAGAAUACGAAGACUGCAUCGUGUAGGGUGUUGAUGCCACUUAUCCAGCAGGCAGAGAGGAGGAUCUUGAUCACUGGAACACCAGCCUUGUCUCGGCCGGUUGAGCUGUACGGCCAGUUGGAUGCAAUUUUGCCUGGACAGUUUGGAUCCUUUAACACCUACACCAAGCGAUACUGUGAUGGACACCUUGAGUGGAUUGGUCGGAUCAGGAAGUGGAGGACUGAUGGGGCCAGUAAUCUUGAUGAGCUCCAGCAACGCCUGUCCAAUACUCUCAUGAUCAGGAGGCUCAAGAAGGAUGUUCUCACCCAACUGCCACCGAAACGAAGACAAAGAAUUCCAUUCGAGUUGAAGGAGUCCAAAUUCAAAAAGGAUCUUGACCGGGCCUGGGACGACCUUAGUCCAGUUCUGAAGAACCUGAAAAUGAAUGUUGUGGACGUCCUCAAAGUUGAUGGGGAUGGAGGUGCUCGACAGGGAAAUAACGUAUCCGAGAUGAAGGGGCUGAUAUUUGAACUCUACAGGAAAACAUGCAAAGCUAAGAUUGGUCCUGUUGUGGAGUAUGUUAAGUUCCUGCUUGAAGAUCCCUCGACCAAGUUUCUGGUAUUUGCACAUCAUCAUGAGAUGAUGGAUGCCAUUCAGAAAGAGUUGAUACUCAGUAAGAUUGAGUAUAUUAGGAUUGAUGGAAGCACUGCCCAGAGUGACAGAGCUCGCUUGGUGCACACUUUCCAAACUAAGAAGACCAUUAGAGUUGCCAUUCUUAGUAUACUAGCUGCUGGUGUGGGCUUGACCUUUACUGCUGCCAGCCUUGUUGUAUUUGCUGAGCUCCACUGGACACCCGGUACCCUAAUACAGUGCGAGGACCGUGCCCACAGGAUUGGGCAGACCAACCCAGUCAAUAUACACUACCUUGUGGCUAAAGGAUCAGUCGAUGAAUGGGUAUGGGGUGCCAUUAAGAAAAAGACAGUUGUCGUGAGCACAAUAUUGAAUGGUGUCUGCCAGAGUCUUGAAGAAGUUGUUAACCAGGAUGAGGACAAGAUUUUCCGUCUCACGAAUGCAGAAGUUUACAAACCCCCGGAUCCAGCAGAUGAGCUAGAAUUGACUCAGUUGUUUGACACCGAGGAGGAUGAUCUUCCCUCCACACAGACGCAAAUCACAGACUUCUUCUGCAGACAUGCCAAGAAUAAACAAGAUGGUAACACUUCUCAGACCCGGAUAGAUGGACUGAACUUACUCAUGCCACGAGCAGCGAAAGGGAACCGCAAUGAUGUUGUUGUCAUUGAUGAUGACAGUGAUGGAGAUGACUUCAAGGAUGUUGCCAAGAAGAUUACCUUUGUAUCGAAAAAAGAAUCGACAAAGAAAAGAGGCAAGACCAUCACCAAGAUCAAUCAGAUUCUUGAUUCUGAUAGCUCUGUUGUUUCCGACAAGACGGAGAAAACCAUGCCUCAGUCUAAGGUGCAGACCGUUACAACAAAGGAAACAGGGUUGAACGAGAGUGUGGAUGUACCGGUACUCAAUAUACCAUGUCCUGGAUUCCCAGAGGAGAGCAGGGUCACAGACGAGGAAUGUACUGGAAACCCUGAUUGGAUGGAUUACCCUGAAGGAGUGGAUUGUUAUGAUUAUGAUGACGUUAACGAUGGAGGAGAGAUUAGGUCUGAUGACUGUGGGAGCCGUUCUGAUAAAGAGGAAAAGGCUGAUUUUGACCAGAUUGGUUUGGGUAAAGCUGACGUUUAUUCUGUGGAUUCCAGUUGUGAUUCUGAAAAUGUAAGCAAUGUAAGAGAUUCUAAACCUCGUCUUGACUGUUUGGGAGAAAAUGGAAGUGAGAAACUAGAAGCUGCUGCUUAUUGUUCAGCUGAUGGAGUUCCUGAAGGUGCUAGGACCGAGAGUGAAUCUGUUGUCGAGGAUUCCCUCUCUGAUGAUAGUGAUAAGACGCCUGUGAGAAAAGUCAAGUCAAGGAAAAGCUUUGGUUUGGUGUCAGGGAGUGCUUGGUCAUCUGUCACAUUAGAUGAAACUGUUAUUGAGGGAAUCAGCACUGGUGCUGAAACUGUUGGUAAAGCAUGUGAGGGCAGCUCGAAUGAAAAAGUGGCUACAACUAGUCCACUGACCUGUGAAGGACCUAACAAGAUCGAAAAUGUGAGAGUCCCUCCUGAAAGAGGAGAUGUGACUGGAAAAGUCCACAAGGAAGAGGAUAAAGCUGGGGAUAUUCGUGGGGACAAAGAUGUUUCUGAGAUUCUGCAUGAUGAGGAGACUGGAGGGGUCCAGGCAGAGAUUCAACGCAGGGAUGAGGAAACAGCUGAGAAUAUUCAAGAUGACAAAGUGAGGGUAUCAGAGACAGAAGUUGAGACUGAUUCUGAGACAGAUGCUUUGAGUGUUGGUAGUAGUGAUCAUGUCCUGGGAGGACACAGGCCUGGGGUUGUCUCAGAAACGGAUAUGGAUAUUGAUAGUGAUGAGCAAGAGAAAAAUGAUGUACUGGUUCAGGAAACUUGUGUGUCAAAUGUAAGCAAUGUGAGUUUGAGAUUAGAAGUUACUGCAUCAGAUAAUGAAAUGGACAGCACUGUUUUGUCACAAAGAGGUGAUGAUAUUAUGGGAAUAGUCAGUAGAAUUGAAACAAACAAUAAGACAUCAUUGCAUUUGGAGUCUGUAGAAACUCCUGGACGAGGUCUUAGUAUGUGCGGGCAAUUCGAGCCUAAGAGAACACUAGGGGAAUCUUCUAGACGUGCGUUCAGUUCUCCCAGUUCUGAUGAGCAACUGCCUCUUCAAAUGUUGAACAGGAUUGACAAAUGGGCCUGUCACAUUUGCACCUUUGUCAAUCAUGCUGACCUGCCUUAUUGUGAAAUAUGUGAAACAAAAAGAAUGAAGCCGGUUCCAAGUACAAUGCCUAGAAAACGUGAAAAACGUAAAGUAAGGCGAAGGAGUAGCCAUGUUGUUUCUGUGACUAAGUUUGAUCCGAAUCUUGAUGAUAGCGACGAUGAAUUUACGACUUGUCUGUCAAUACAAACUAAAAGUUAUCACAAAGCUUCUUCUGGUCAGUCCUUGAAGGAGACUGAAGAAGAAGGGGUUGGUACCUCAGGUACAGGGCUCAUUCUUGAUCCAGACUUGGUAAACAUUGGUCAACGAGGUCAGGCUUCCGCUUACCGAUCAAGUACAAAACGUCCAAAAGUGCGAAAAGGAAACUUUGCAUGUAGAUCUCGGUCUGUUGAGGUUGACUCUGAUUUGUCAGAUAUGUCUAAAGAUGAACAUUCAAUGCAAAUUGAUGAUUCGUAUAGUGAUUGUGGUGAUGACGCAGUAUUGGAUGUAGAUGGUGCCUGUGGAGAUGCUGAUAUAAGUUAUGAUGAUGACCUAUUGGAACUUUCAACGAACCAGUCUAGUCAGGUUUGCCUAAAUACUGCUGAUGUUAAGAAUGAUGCUUUUGUUGCGAGUGAUAUUGAGAUGCAAAGUCUUACCAAUACUGCUGUCAGUGAUGCAAUUUCAGAACCGAGGAUAAGGAAUACAGAUAGUUCUGUUGAUAAAUUUGUGACUAGAAAUCAAGUGGUCAGAAAUAGUCCUGGUGCGUGCAAUUUUGCCUCUCCAAAAGUUGAGAUUAUAAGUGGUGCUAUUGAUGCGUUACCUGCUCACUCAGAUAGCAAUAACGAAGGUUUGUUGGCCAGAGAAAUUAAGGCUGCAGUUAAACUCUUCAGUCCAAAAUCUUCAUUUCGCAGUGCCAAAAAGGUUUUGGGAGACUGGACGUGCAAUAAAUGCGGACAUAACAAUGAUGUAAGUGAUGACGAUUGCGAUGAAUGUUUUUGUCCUAAACCCGUCAAGAACUUGUCACCCUUGGAGGAUUCCUUGGUUCGCCCAGGGGUGGGAUGCAAAUCGGAACAGAAAUCCAACGGGAGGGAAAAGGUGGUGACCGGCUGGAAAUGUUUGGAGUGCGAUUUUCAGAACCGUGCAGACGAUGUCACAUGUUUUGUUUGCUCAAAUCGUAAACCAGCAAUAAACACUUCUUCGGAUACGAAGUUGACGAGUUGGGGAUCGCCAAUGUUGAAGGAGGAAAAUCCUUGUCCUUGUCCGACUGAACAUAUUAUGAAAACUGGUCCCUCAAAUCCAGAGAAUCAAUCUGGUGAUGUCGAUGAGAUGUUCAAUGACCUCGAUGCCAUCUUCUGUCGGACACUCGACCCAACCCAAGCGACAUGGACAUGUCUGCAGUGUGGCCACGACAACUUGGAAGAAGAUGAUCUCUGUGAUGAGUGCUUCUUAAAAAGAGGAGAGAAACCACCUCAGGGAUCCAAACUGAGACUGGUUGACAAACUGUGCAAGAAAUGCGAUGAGAGAAGAAAGAGAGAAGAUGAAAACAGGGUAAUCAACUUGGAUGAAAUCACGGUCCAUGAAACGUUCCUGUUCUGCUGCAGUAAGAACACAUCGAGGGUAUUCGUCUACGACAAGAAUGUGAAUGCAUUGAACAUCAACUUCAUUCCGAUGGAUGUUGAGACAAACAACUUGGAUGAUAUACCAGAUCUUCUGCUGCAUCCAGCGCAUUUCAAAAUCAUAAAAACUUUUGUAAAAGAAUGGAACAGCUUGUCUAUGACGAAGAAGCGUGUGUGCCUCCGCCAGGGUAUGUUGUUCAAGAGUCCUCUUGCCUUCUAUGAGGAAGUGAAAGGGAAGAAAGUGUCCAAGUCCAACCAGAGAUACCAAACAAAGGUUGAUGUUGCAGUCGAGGCCAUGGCGAAGGCAGACGAGGUCCAGGGCAGCCUUCGGAUCAUCGAGAGACCAAAGCUGACUGUGGCAGAAGCUAAGGUCAAGUUUGAUGCCACUGUGAAGCGCCUGCACGAGGUUGCCAAAUCAAAACAACGUGCUGCCCAGAAAACACCAAGAAAGAGGAAGACACCGCAGAAAACAGCCUCGGUUGGAAAAAAGAGAGGUAGCGCGGGAAAAGAUACUCCAAGCAGCAGAAGUGGGAAGAAAAAGAAAGCCGGUUCACAUGUAACGCCAAGCAAGCAGGAGACAGUUACCCCUACUGCUGGAGUUGAUGGUGUUAAACGCAACUUGGGUGAUUUUCAGGGGAGUGAUGUGACAGGGGUAGGACAUGGUGCUUCAACGAGGCAGAUUAUGGUCAGUGAAGAGGCUGGGAGAGGGAAAACUAUGCUGCAGAUCUCGACUGCUGAGCUGCAGAACGUAAAAGAACCUGGGAGGAGCUUGGUUACGAUUGCUUCAGUCAGCAGUACAAGUAAAAGGAAAGUAACCAAUGAGGCAGCAGCAGGGACAGACCAGGACCAGCCAUCCAAAAAACGAAGAACGGAAAACAAUGUGGGAAAUGAGGCAGGACCGAGUCUAGAUCUUUCAAGAUUACCGAUCGAUGUGAAUGGAAAGGUUAUAUUCAGUGAGGCUGAUCAGGGUGUUGUCCAGGCUGUCAAUCAAGAUGGCACACCACUAUGCCUGCAUUGCCACACCCCAGUGACAAAUCAAUCUCUCUCCGAAACAACGGUGAAAAGUACAGAUGCAGCCUGGGAGCUCCGACUUUGCUCAAGACAAUGCAAGGAACAAUAUUGGCUCAAGACUAAUCGUCAGUAUGGCAGACACCAUGUUUUUGAGUUGGAGCAUGGUGUGUGUCAGUUGUGUAACUUUGAUGCAGGCAAUUUUUUCCAACAAAUUAAGGCAAUGAAGGACUAUGCGAGUCGAGCAUCCUUGAUCAAAGACAGCCCCUUCAGCAGCCUGAGUGCUGAUAUCAAGCAGAGAAUGGUCAAGGAUCCAAAGCAAGGAAUGUUUUGGCAUGUUGAUCACAUCACAGCCGUUGCUGAUGGAGGUGGCCAGUGUGACAUUGACAACUUACGUACGCUGUGCUACUUGUGCCAUAAAGUUGUGACGAAGCAACAGAACCGAGAGCGGGCAAUCGAACGGAGGGUCAAACAUGUUGGAAAAUGUGCUGAUCUAACGAAAUUCUUCCAGCUAAAGAUGGAAUGAUUUCUAGGACUUUAAGUUGUUGAACAGGACAAAAGGCAGGAGCUAAGUGAUCAGAUUGACAGUCUCCAAGUGUGCACUGUUAAAGGGAACUGAAACCACCAAGCCAGUUCGUAUGACCUCGUUUUCAUUUCCCGCGUAUCGGGUGAUCAGAACGAGGCAUGAAUGAAACAUGGCGCCUAGCUGUCAAUCAUUGAGUGACGUCACUACUAUGGAAUUUACUACGAAAACUCAUGAAUGAAAGAUCGCAUGACUCACGUGAUUCUCACAUGAUUCUCAAUAAUAACAAAUUGAACUGCGCAUGCUCAGGCACUGGGGGCGGAGCUACAAAUCUGAACUCGAAUAGGAAGUUGGAAGUUUGACUUUCUCGGGCGGUGAAAGUCGAAAAGUUGAAUAAAUCGCUCGGCGGUUCCAGUUCCCUUUAAUGGACUGGGUGUUGCGUUUGGUUUGAGAUAAGAGACAUAAUCAGUGACUUCUUGCCCCAACAAUGCUGACAAUCUUUGUUUCUGCAGAGGCUGAGUGGAGGCCAUGGUCAGUUAUCAUUUUCCUUUACUUUUAGGGGACAUUUUACUAUUUUAAGAACACUGAUGUAAUGUCUUACGGAUUGAUUUUCGA